Molecule: messenger RNA, 1182 nt
Organism: Colletotrichum karsti
Lineage: Eukaryota; Fungi; Ascomycota; Sordariomycetes; Glomerellales; Glomerellaceae
Exons: 6
Coding region: 1-1182 (393 amino acids)
Source: RefSeq, a predicted model, not a curated record
AUGUCCAGCAUGGAAAUCGAGGAGCCAUACCCAGGAUGGGCUGCUGAGAGUAACACGACCCAGAUUUUGAUCGUCGUGUCUGUCUUCAACUUUCUGGCCCUCGCCUUUGUUGGAGCAAGGCUGUAUGCUAGAAUUUGGGUCAUCAAGGCGCCUGGAUGGGACGACUGGAUGAUGAUCCCCGCAGCGGUCUGCUCUGUCUGCGGUGGCUGGGUCAUUUUUCUGAUUCAAGCUCAACACGGCCUCGGAAAGCAUUUCAAGACCAUCAAACCGGACGAUUAUACCAUCUUUCAACAAUGUGCCUUCUGGUCGGUGAUCGUAUCAUCAGCUGCAUCUAUGCUGUUUCUCAAGCUCUCCAUCGCCCUGAAUCUGCUUCGGCUUAGCACGAGCAAGUGGUAUCAAUGGGCGUUGUGGGCAGUAAUGGGUCUGACCGUUGUGUACUGCAUUGGUGGAAUGUUUCCAUUCUUCCUGAAUUGCAAGCCGAUGUCGGGUUAUUGGGACAAGACGAUCGUCCCAAAACCUGUGUGCAUGAAUAUAAAGCUUUUCGUUCAGCUCGGUGUUCUGAACACAUCAUUCAACAUUUUCACCGACGUCGUUCUUGCUACACUUCCAGUCCCUAUCAUAUGGAACUUGCAGAUGAAGCUCAAACUUCGACUCUACGUGAUCGGAAUUCUGAGUCUUGGUUAUCUGGCGGUUGCCAUGGGUAUCAUCAAGGCAGUUUAUCAAAUUGCCUUCGGCUCAGACAUGGACAAGACAUUCCAUUAUCACAUUUACGUUUGGGGAUUUCUACAAAUCCAGUUCGGAAUCAUCGCAGCCUGCGCGCCUACUCUCAGGCCGCUCGUCAGCAGGAUUCUGCGCCUCACCUCGUACGACGACUACACCAACGAGUAUGGCAGCCGGUCGCAAAUGAACGGAACCGCGGCGAGGGCCAAGCAUCGCAACACGAUGCGCAGCGGCAUGGGUCCGCGCGUCGUCCGAGACCAGUACGAGCUCGACGAGCGAGGGAUUGGCGACGGGGACAGCGAUACCACCUUGCCCGCCGCCAAGGGAGAGACGGUGGCGACGGCCGAGUUCUACAAGGAACAGACCGGGGAGAGAUCAGGGAGCGAGGAGUUCAUCUUGCAGGGUGGAACGAGGGAUAAGUUCCGGGGUAUUAUGAAGACGACGGAAGUCACUGUAAAAUAG